AUGAGCGUGUCACGCGUCGAGGUGCUGGGCCUUUACCGCCGCGUGUUCCGCCUGGCGCGGGGCUGGCGAUCGCCAGGCGCCGCUGAGCCCUCGGCAGCGCUCGCCGAGGCCGAGUACAUCCGCGCCGAGGCGCGGGCGCUCUUCCGCAAGAACAAGGACCUGGUGGAGCCAGAGAAAAUCAAGUUCUGCAUUGAAGAAUGCAAAACAAGAAUAGAACUCGCACUUCAUUACAAGAUACCUUACCCAAGACCUAUGAACCUCCCUCCCAUGGGACUUGCUGGAAAGCAGGGGCGGCAACUGAAGACUCAGGAACGUCUCCGCAAACAGGCCAAGCCCAUCUACCUGCAGUCACAUGACGAGACGUGA
This is a messenger RNA of Callorhinchus milii (elephant shark), 366 nucleotides long. RefSeq names its product LYR motif-containing protein 1-like. The record is from RefSeq and is a predicted model, not a curated record. The transcript has 4 exons. NCBI's taxonomy places the organism in Eukaryota, Metazoa, Chordata, Chondrichthyes, Chimaeriformes, Callorhinchidae. Gene Ontology annotation, cellular component: mitochondrion. Bases 1 to 366 code for a protein of 121 amino acids.